AUGGCUGCUGCUACAGCCCACCCCUUCGAGCGACAAGUCGCCGAUAUUCAGAUAUCGAAAUCUGAUGUCAACAAUCUGGUCAUGGACUACCUGAUCACCGAAGGCUAUCCAUCAGCAGCGGAAAAGUUUGCCGCCGAAGCCAACAUUCAGCCUAGGACUGAUUUCAGCUAUAUUCAAGAGAGGGUCCAGAUUCGUGAAUCAAUACACCGUGGAGAUUUACAGGCAGCUAUCGAGCUUAUAAACGACCUCAAUCCAGAACUCUUGGAUACCGACAAAAAGCUUCACUUCUCUCUUCUCCGGCUCCAACUCGUCGAGCUGAUCCGCCAAAGUUUCACUUCCUCAGAUCCUAGCUUGGUGGGCAAAGCCAUAGAAUUUGCUCAAAACAACCUGGCACCCUACGCCCCGUUAGAUGCACAAUAUAAAACAGACCUCGAAAGGGCCAUGGCACUUCUGAUCGUCCCCAAAGAAUCAUGGACUCUAGCCGCUGUAUCGGGAUCAUCUGGCGCAGUGACCUCACAAAUUCAAAACGAUUUCGGUGCUCUGGCAGAGUUAGUUGACCCUUCAUUAAGACGCAAAGUUGCAAAGGACGUCAACGAAGCAAUCCUGCAGUCGCAAGAUCAAAGAAGAGAGGCCAAUAUCAGAUAUCUCGUGCGAGCUCGCGCAUGGGCGGAAAAACUCGCUCGCGAAAAGAAGAAAAUCGACCUACCGGAAAACCUUACGCUGGGACUGGAUGACGAAGGGGCUUCCGGCCGUAGUCAAAACGGCCACAAUGGCGACACAGAAAUGACAGAAAACGGGUCCGAAGACAACGCCGCAAGUGGCGAUGCUGAUUUGGCCCGAUAUACGAACAUCCCGUCAUGA
Molecule: messenger RNA, 861 nt
Organism: Fonsecaea nubica
Lineage: Eukaryota; Fungi; Ascomycota; Eurotiomycetes; Chaetothyriales; Herpotrichiellaceae
Exons: 4
Coding region: 1-861 (286 amino acids)
Biological process (GO): proteasome-mediated ubiquitin-dependent protein catabolic process
Cellular component (GO): cytoplasm; nucleus
Molecular function (GO): protein binding
Source: RefSeq, a predicted model, not a curated record